CCGGCUGAGCCUCAGCCGCUGUCAUCUUUAACCCAGCUCAGCUGAUCGGUUGGCGCCGCCGCCGCCGCCAGAUUCCAGAAGGGAAGAACAAGAAGCUGAAAGAGUAGACAUGGACGUGAAUUUCGCCCCGCUCCGCGCCUGGGACGAUUUCUUCCCUGGCUCUGACCGCUUCGCCCGGCCGGACUUCAGGGACAUUUCCAAAUGGAACAACCGCGUGGUGAGCAACCUGCUGUAUUAUCAGACCAACUACCUGGUGGUGGCUGCCAUGAUGAUUUCCGUUGUGGGGUUCCUGAGCCCCUUCAACAUGAUCCUUGGAGGCAUUGUGGUGGUGCUUGUGUUCACAGGGUUCGUGUGGGCAGCCCACAACAAAGACAUCCUCCGCCGGAUGAAGAAGCAGUAUCCCACGACAUUUGUCAUGGUGGUCAUGCUGGCGAGCUACUUCCUCAUAUCCAUGUUCGGGGGAGUCAUGGUCUUUGUGUUUGGCAUCACUUUUCCUUUAUUGCUGAUGUUCAUUCAUGCGUCGUUGAGACUUCGGAACCUCAAGAACAAACUGGAGAAUAAAAUGGAGGGAAUAGGCUUGAAGAGGACACCGAUGGGCAUUGUCCUAGAUGCCCUAGAACAGCAGGAGGAAAGUGUUUCCAAAAUCGCUGACUAUAUCAGCAAAGUGAAGGAAUAAAUACCCAUGCCCCAUUGAUAGGGCUGUGGCAGACAUCAAGUUGCAGUUUGCCCUUAUCCAGACGUACUUCCCAUUUGUGUUCUUGAACUCGGGAGGCGCCUGUACCAUCCACCUACCUAUGGCAGCAUGCAUGUGUAGGCCCAACUGUUAACAUCUCCGAUGCUCCAGAGAGAAGCCCUCAGAAACCAUGAGAAAACUACCCUCCUAUUAUGCCUGAAGUCUCAAGUGUGUCUAUGCAAACUGUUAGGAAAGGGAUCACACUUGCUUCUGUAGAGAAAUAAAAGAAAAAGAAUUCUGCGUUGUACAGCAACAGUACUGUUAACUUGUAGGGAGAAAACUAAUUGUAUCAAGGCAAUAUGAGUAAAUGAAAAAAAAAA
Molecule: messenger RNA, 1053 nt
Organism: Lontra canadensis (Northern American river otter)
Lineage: Eukaryota; Metazoa; Chordata; Mammalia; Carnivora; Mustelidae
Gene: ARL6IP5
Product: ADP ribosylation factor like GTPase 6 interacting protein 5
Exons: 3
Coding region: 110-676 (188 amino acids)
Biological process (GO): negative regulation of transport
Cellular component (GO): membrane
Source: RefSeq, a predicted model, not a curated record